GAGCUUCUGUGAAGAACUUGCUGAAAGCAGAUGUGUGAGAAUUUUUCUGCAUGAAGACUCUCAAACUGGAUUACUUAACAGUAUGGCUUAAGCAUAUAUCCUCUUAUUUUCAUCCUUAACCAUGAUUAGGGUUGUGUUGAAAAUUUAACCUGUUUCUGAUGAGUGAUCUAGACAUGAGUUUACAUCGGCAAAUGGGCUCUGAUCGGGACCUGCAGUCUUCUGCUUCCUCUGUGAGUUUGCCUUCCGUUAAAAAGGCACCAAAGAAAAGAAGAAUUUCCUUGGGCUCUCUCUUCCGGAGAAAAAAAGACACGAAACGCAAGUCAAGAGAUUUAAAUGGAGGCGUCGAUGGGAUUGCGAGUAUUGAAAGCAUUCAUUCAGAAAUGUGCACAGACAAGAACUCUAUUUUCUCCACGUGUACCUCCUCCGAUAAUGGAACCACCUCUAGCAGCAAACCAAGCGGAGACUUCAUGGAGUGCCCCCUGUGCCUUCUGCGGCACUCCAAGGACAGGUUCCCCGAGAUCAUGACCUGUCACCACAGGUCCUGUGUGGAUUGCUUGCGUCAGUAUCUCCGGAUAGAAAUCUCCGAGAGCAGAGUUAAUAUUAGCUGUCCAGAAUGCUCAGAACGGUUUAAUCCUCAUGAUAUUCGUUUAAUAUUGAACGAUGACGUCUUGAUGGAAAAAUAUGAAGAGUUCAUGCUUAGGCGAUGGCUUGUUGCAGAUCCUGAUUGCAGGUGGUGCCCAGCUCCAGAUUGUGGAUACGCCGUGAUCGCUUUUGGGUGUGCCAGCUGCCCCAAGCUUACGUGCGGGCGAGAAGGCUGCGGGACCGAGUUCUGCUACCACUGCAAGCAGAUUUGGCAUCCGAACCAGACGUGUGAUGCUGCUCGCCAGGAGAGAGCUCAGAGCCUGCGCCUGAGGACGAUCCGUUCCUCCUCCAUUAGCUACAGCCAGGAGUCUGGAGCAGCAGCUGAUGAUAUAAAGCCAUGCCCGCGCUGUGCUGCUUAUAUAAUAAAAAUGAAUGAUGGAAGCUGCAAUCAUAUGACUUGUGCAGUCUGUGGCUGCGAAUUCUGUUGGCUGUGUAUGAAAGAGAUCUCAGAUUUACAUUAUUUAAGCCCAUCAGGUUGCACAUUCUGGGGAAAGAAACCUUGGAGCCGUAAGAAGAAAAUACUGUGGCAACUAGGGACACUUGUUGGAGCUCCUGUAGGAAUUGCAUUAAUAGCUGGCAUUGCUAUCCCUGCUAUGAUUAUUGGAAUUCCUGUGUACGUGGGACGUAAGAUUCACAAUCGAUACGAAGGCAAAGACAUUUCAAAGCACAAGCGAAACUUGGCAAUAGCUGGAGGUGUAACCUUGUCUGUCAUUGUUUCUCCAGUUGUAGCUGCAGUAACUGUAGGUAUUGGUGUUCCCAUUAUGCUGGCUUAUGUGUAUGGGGUUGUUCCAAUUUCGCUGUGCCGCAGCGGAGGUUGUGGAGUGUCAGCAGGCAACGGGAAGGGCGUCCGCAUUGAAUUCGACGAUGAAAACGAUAUCAACGUUGGUGGAACAAAUGCAGCUGUAGACGCCGCGUCGGUGGCGGAGGCGCGACACACCCCCAGCAUCGGCGAGGGCAGCGUCGGCGGCCUCACCGGCAGCCUGAGCGCCAGCGGGAGCCACAUGGACAGGAUAGGAGCCAUCCGGGACAACCUCAGCGAAACCGCCAGCACCAUGGCCCUGGCCGGGGCCAGCAUCACGGGGAGCCUCUCGGGAAGUGCAAUGGUUAACUGCUUUAACAGACUGGAGGUACAAGCAGAUGUGCAGAAAGAACGAUACAGCCUGAGCGGCGAAUCCGGCACGGUUAGCUUGGGAACGGUUAGUGACAACGCCAGUACCAAAGCAAUGGCAGGAUCCAUUCUGAACUCCUAUAUCCCUUUGGAUAGGGAAGGCAACAGUAUGGAAGUGCAAGUGGAUAUUGAAUCAAAGCCAGCCAAAUUCAGACACAACAGCGGAAGCAGCAGCGUCGAUGACGGCAGCGCUGCAGGUCGGGGUAAUGCUGGGUGUUCGUCAGCCUGCUUGCCAGAAAGCAAAUCUGGUGCCACCAAGUGGUCCAAAGAAACAACAGCUGGAAAAAAAUGCAAAGGUAAACUGAGAAAGAAAAGUAGCAUGAAGAUAAACGAGACACGAGAGGACAUGGAUGCUCAGCUGUUGGAACAGCAAAGCACAAACUCUAGCGAAUUCGACUCGCCCUCUCUCAGCGACAGCGUUCCGUCGGUAGCAGAUUCGCACUCAAGUCACUUCUCCGAGUUCAGCUGCUCGGAUAUGGAAAGCAUGAAAACCUCCUGCAGCCAUGGCUCCAGCGAUUACCACAGCCGCUUCGCCGCCGUUAGCGCUCUCCCAGAGGUGGAAAACGAUCGCUUGGAAAACUCUCCCCACCAGAGUGGGAUUCCUGCCCUCGCUGCGGGCGCUGACGCUCCGCAGCUGGGUUACAUCGCGGAGGAAAGCGCAAAUAACGGGUCGCCAACAGACGCAGAUGUAGGUGUUGGUGAGACACUGAAGGAAACAAACAAUAACCAUUCACCACACGCUGUGGAAUUAAGCACUGCAAUUCAGACUGAAAUCUAAGUCUAAGUGCUGCAGAAACAUUUACCACUGAAGAACCCUGUCUGAAAGCUGGUUGAAUUACGUGC
Tinamus guttatus (white-throated tinamou) is the source of this 2653-nucleotide messenger RNA. RefSeq names its product ring finger protein 19A, RBR E3 ubiquitin protein ligase (gene RNF19A). Gene Ontology annotation, molecular function: ubiquitin-protein transferase activity; zinc ion binding. The record is from RefSeq and is a predicted model, not a curated record. Lineage: Eukaryota; Metazoa; Chordata; Aves; Tinamiformes; Tinamidae. Gene Ontology annotation, biological process: protein ubiquitination.